UAGUGUAUAAGGGGUGGAACUUCCAGUGUGUUUGAAACGUCAUAUGACCCUUAAAACACUUAAAACUACAAUGUACAACUACAUAAUUUGACCGAAUUUUCAAUAAACAUGUUUUGGAUGAUACACGAUCUAUUUGUUCCAUUUUAUAGGUGUGCAAUUGAACUAAAUAACCAGGGGACUUCCUUGACCUCCUUUUUCUCUUCGGCGACUGGGACCGGCUCGAUCGAGGCCUAGGAACCGGGAAGUGCGGGAUUGCUAUCAACGGAGUUAAUGAUUAACAAACUGUUUCGCGAAAAAAAGAGAAAAACAACCUCGAACAAUGGCGAUGUUAAAGCUCUCUCCUUUUAUUUUGCUUGUUUUCUACAAUGUCGCUGGUUGUAGUAGUGUGUACACCAACACAUGGGCUGUCAAAAUGCUUUGCUAUGAACCUUGUGUUAGGUUAGAGGGAUUGGCGCGCAAGCAUGGAUUCGAGAAUUUAAGCCAGGUAGUCUCCAACUACUACACCUUUGAUCACAAGCUGGUUCCGACCGGAUCAAAAUAUCCUAGCACGGAUGUUUCAACAGAACUCUUGGCAGAAGCUGAGAUACUUUGGGCAGAACAGCAAGUCUUGCAAAAUUACAAACUUUACUCCUCUCAUGGUGAAGUCAUCUUCAAUGAUCCUAAGUGGAAGGACCAGUGGUACAUGAUGAGGGAUAAUGGACCUACUUACAAUGUACUAGAUGUAUGGAAAAUGGGUUAUACUGGCAGAGGAGUUGUUGUUGGAGUUGUUGAUGAUGGACUACAAAAAGAUCACCCAGAAUUAAAAGAUAAUUAUGACCCAGAUGCUAGUUUUGACUUUCUAGAAAAUGAUGAAGAUCCAUCACCAAGUGGCAGUCAAAGCCAUGGUAUCAGAUGUGCUGGUAUUAUCUCAGCAGUGGCUAAUAAUUCUUUCUGUGGAGUUGGAAUAGCUUAUUCCGCCAACAUUGGGGGUGAGUGCAGAUUGUAUCCAAUAGUUAUUGAUUUUGUCAAUUCUAGCAACUUAUGAACUUAGAAAAGAAAGCAAUUACUUGGACAAUUUCUAAUGUAAGCACUGACUAAAUUUGGAAGCUGGUAUUGGUGUAGAAAGCUAAGUUGAGUUCAGAUCACUGAAUCUCUUAAGAAAUCAAGGAAAUCUAUUAAUAUGGGUGUUACUGAGGAGUGGAGGAUGAGACGAACUCUCAGUUUAUGACUUCAUUCUGAGAUAUGGUAUGGUAGUUCUAGCAGACCAUCUUGAAUGCUAGAUGUACAAGUUAAGAGGGAAUGUCCACUAACGUCCAAUGAGUGGCCUUGGUGAUGCAUGAUGAAAAAUCAGUUUCGCCUAGGGGUAGCCUAUGGCAGUCCUAGAAACAAAGUGAGCAUUUUUAAUGAAUUAUUUAUUUAAUUAAUUAACUACUGAAUGAAUGUGUCAUUAUUUUUAAAGGUGUUUCCUCACCUAAAAAGGGUAGAGUAAAGUCUCUGUCAGGCCAUGUGGGCCAUACCACGUUUUCUCAAAUAAUCUGCCAGAGUUUUAAAGGGGUGUCUCUAAAAUGAAGACCUCUAAAACGAAGACCCUAAGACCCUAAGACCCUAAGACCCUAAGACCCCAAAAACUCUAAAACGAAGACCCCCUAAUUUUCUAAGCAUUUUUUACCUUUUACCUGAAGUUUGGUUCCUUCUCUAUCUGGCCAAUUUUGUUCAUAUUGGUGUCGAUGUUUUAUCCACCAUCUUGAGCUGAGUAACCAAGCUCCCACACUUGGCCGGAAGUUAGGCUACCUACUGUUUUGCUUCCUUCUGUCA
Messenger RNA from Orbicella faveolata, 1794 nucleotides. RefSeq names its product proprotein convertase subtilisin/kexin type 4-like. Gene Ontology annotation, molecular function: serine-type endopeptidase activity. Lineage: Eukaryota; Metazoa; Cnidaria; Anthozoa; Scleractinia; Merulinidae. Gene Ontology annotation, biological process: protein processing. The record is from RefSeq and is a predicted model, not a curated record. Gene Ontology annotation, cellular component: Golgi membrane; trans-Golgi network.